This is a messenger RNA of Poecilia latipinna (sailfin molly), 838 nucleotides long. RefSeq lists its product as uncharacterized. Bases 59 to 838 code for a protein of 259 amino acids. The record is from RefSeq and is a predicted model, not a curated record. NCBI's taxonomy places the organism in Eukaryota, Metazoa, Chordata, Actinopteri, Cyprinodontiformes, Poeciliidae. The transcript is spliced from 6 exons.
UGCAGACAGACACUUAUCUUCUCUGCAGGGUUUUGAUCAGUUUAAGUCUGGCUUCACCAUGUUAGGACGUCUGGUUUUUAUUGUUCUUUUGGGUUCCUUUCAAGAGUUGCAAGUACAAGCUCUUCUUCAGGCUAAACUAACAGUGAAUUCAUCAUUAAUCACAGAAACAGAUUCAGUCACAUUAAGCUGUGAGGCUCCAGCUCGUGUUUCUGUGCAUGAAUGUUAUUUCUAUGUGAAUGAAGAAACUAUGGGAGCCUCCUCCUGCAUGAAGACAAUCACAGGAACUGAGCUGCUGCUGAAGACGAAGCAAAGUUUAUCCUCUGUGGUUGAAGUGAGAUGUUUCUAUACUGUAAAAUAUGGAGCUGUAAAUUCUCCAUCUCCCCACAGCGAAAGAUCCUAUAUAACCAUAAGUCUGAAGCCACAACUGAGUGUAAACUAUGUUAAGGGCCAGUUUGCUUUCUUCACCUGCUCUCUGCCUGGAUCUGUGAAACAUGAUACAACAUGUAAUCUGUACUUUGGAGAAUCAAAUCGUCCAGCAGCAACAACAACAAUAUCAAAGACCAAAACAAGAACCAAUCUGUGGUUCUGCUGGACUGAAAUUCAAGAAAAUGAAUUACUGAGGCGUCUACGUUUGGUUAAGCAGAAGGAGGUCAGCUGUGAUUAUAGUUUGGAAAGAGAUGGGAAAUCUUUGUCACCUCGUAGUGACCCAUACAGAUUGACAGGUAUUGUGGAAGUAGAUUUACCUGAGAUCAGCACAACACCAGCAAUAUCUACGGAGACCACAGGUUCAUCGAAAGCUGUUGCUCCCAUCCAGGCUUUCAGCAGGUUACAGGAGUAA